UUUUUUGUUGUUUGUUUUUUUUUUUUUUGUUGGUGUAAUUGCGUUCGCUAACACUUACUGAUAAGUUCCGAUAGUGGUUACCGAUACAUUCGAACUUGCGAAUUUGUGCAAAGAGAGGGAAAAGAGCGCGCAAGCGACACAGAAAAUAGCAAAUUUUAUAGUAAUACAAAUUUGUGUUGGCUAAAUAAAUUUCAACAGACUUUAGGCAAGUCGUAAAUAUGUCAACAUUAGAGUUGUGUGAAAAAUAUUUUGAGACUCGUGAUGUGUACAAAAUAUUGGGACUAGCAAAAGAUGCCGAAGAAAAGGAAAUAAAAAAGGCGUACCAUAAGCUCUCGCUACUGGUGCACCCCGAUCGAGUGCCGGAGGCGCAAAAGGAGGAGUCAACAGAAAAGUUCAAGGUGCUGUCCAAGAUUUACCAAGUGCUAACCGAUAACCAGAAGCGAGCACUUUAUGAUGAGCAGGGUGUACUUGACGACGACGAUGAGAUGUCCAGUGACAAGCUGAACACUUGGCUGGAGUUGUGGAGCAAGAUUUUUAAGCCAAUCUCUGAGGAGGACAUUAGUAACUAUGAGAAGGAAUAUGUGGGCUCAGAGUUGGAACGUACGGACCUAAAGAAAGCUUAUUUGGGAGGCAAAGGCUGCAUCAACCAUAUCAUGAGCCAUGUACCAUUCAUGGGGGUAGAGGACGAACCCCGUUUCAAAGAAAUGAUAAGCAAAAUGAUUGCCGCUGGUGAAGUGCCAGAAUACAAGAUUUUUACAGAAGAGCCAGCAGCUAAACGUAACAAGCGCCACAAGAAAUAUGCCCGUGAGGAGAGGGAAUCAAAAGUGAUAAAGGAGCGUAUAGAGCGUCGUCGUGAGAAAGAUGAUGAGGCGGCGGAGUCGAGCGCAAAUUUGGAAGAGCUUAUAUUGUCGAGAAGAUGCAAUCGCGAGUCCAACUACAAUUCACUUAUGGAUCGUUUGCUUAAGAAAUAUGGAGGCGAUAGCGACGAUAAUUCGCCUACGGUUGACUUCAGUUCCUUCGAUAAAAAAAAGAAGCUUAAGAAAAAGAAGCAAGAAAAGAAGGAAAAAAUUAAUAGCGUUAAGAGUGGUAGGAUUAACAAAUCAAGGUCCUAAGCCUAUACAUAUAUAUAUUAUUAAUUAUUAACUUAGUAGUAUAUUGAUAUCCAAGCCGUACAUAUACGUACUAUAUAUUUAUAUUUGUCUAUUUGAGACUAUGUCGCUCAGCAUAUGAAUUAAUCUAAGCUAAGACUGAGUAAUAAUGGUCCCGAUUUCCCUAAUGAAAUAUAUUAUAUUUAUGUUCAGGAAAAAAGCUACAAAUAAAAGAGUUCUCA
Drosophila busckii is the source of this 1330-nucleotide messenger RNA. RefSeq names its product J domain-containing protein CG6693. The record is from RefSeq and is a predicted model, not a curated record. Lineage: Eukaryota; Metazoa; Arthropoda; Insecta; Diptera; Drosophilidae. Gene Ontology annotation, cellular component: cytoplasm; nucleus. The transcript has a single exon. Gene Ontology annotation, molecular function: heat shock protein binding. Bases 219 to 1112 code for a protein of 297 amino acids.